This is a messenger RNA of Colius striatus (speckled mousebird), 4589 nucleotides long. It is a transcript of the gene PIGG, whose product is annotated as phosphatidylinositol glycan anchor biosynthesis class G (EMM blood group). The record is from RefSeq and is a predicted model, not a curated record. The transcript has 14 exons. Lineage: Eukaryota; Metazoa; Chordata; Aves; Coliiformes; Coliidae. Bases 55 to 3105 code for a protein of 1016 amino acids. Gene Ontology annotation, cellular component: endoplasmic reticulum membrane. Gene Ontology annotation, biological process: GPI anchor biosynthetic process.
UAGCGAGGAGCAGAACGGGUGUAGGGACGCGGUGGGCCGUCACUGCUAGGGAGGAUGCGAAUGCGCUCGGGCGUCUUCGCCUUCUCCUGCCUCCUGGUGGAGGCCCUGGGGGUCGCGCUUUUCCUCCGCGGCUUCUUCCCGGUGCCCGUCAGGACCCUUCCCCGGAGAGAGGCCCGCGGAAAUCCUCCCGCCGAGCCGGCCCCGUCCGGCACAGGAAUGGUUUCUAACUGGACCAAAAUUCCACCACCAGUUUUCAAAAAAGUUGUCAUUGUGCUGAUAGAUGCUUUGAGAGAUGACUUUGUGUUUGGAUCCAAAGGUAAACAAUUCAUGCCCUAUACUACACAAGUUGUUGAAAAAGGGACAUCCUACAGUUUCAUUGCUGAAGCGAAGCCACCCACAGUGACUAUGCCUCGAAUUAAGGCUUUGAUGACAGGUAGCAUACCUGGUUUCAUUGAUGUUAUUGUGAACCUCAAUACCCCGGCUCUGUUGGAUGACAAUCUGAUAUGGCAGGCAAAAACAGCUGGGAAAAGAAUAAUCUUUUAUGGUGAUGACACUUGGGUUAAAUUGUUUCCAAAGCAUUUUGUGGAAUAUGACGGAACAACGUCUUUUUUUGUGUCAGACUUUACAGAGGUUGAUGAUAAUGUUACCAGGCAUUUGGAUAGAGUCUUAAAGAGAGAAGACUGGGAUCUCCUAAUACUGCAUUACCUGGGUUUGGACCAUAUUGGACAUAUAAUGGGGCCAAAUAGCCCAUUGGUGGGACCAAAACUUCGUGAAAUGGAUAACGUCUUGAAAAAAAUUCAUAUUUCUCUUCUUUCAAAGGAACAAUCUUCUCUGCCCAAUUUGCUAGUUGUUUGUGGGGAUCAUGGGAUGUCUGAAACAGGUAGUCAUGGUGGUUCUUCAGAAGGGGAAGUACACACACCACUGCUGUUUAUCAGCUCAGCUUUUGAAAAGAGAAGUGGUCCUCUAACCCAACCUGAACUUGUGCAACAAACUGAUUUAGCUAGCACACUGGCAGUAAGUCUUGGUCUGCCAAUUUCAAGAAACAGUGUUGGGAAGCUUAUAUUGCCAGUUGUGGGAGGCAAGACAAUGAGAGAACAGCUGCGUUUUGUACACUUGAAUGGGUUCCAGCUUAGCAGACUGCUGCAGGAGAAUACACCUGCAUAUGAAAAAGAUCCUGGAUAUGAACGUUUUAAGAUAGCAGAAAAAUCUCACAGUAAUUGGAUCAAACUGUAUUUAGAAGGGAAUAAUUCAGAAAUACUCUUAAAUCUUGGCAAAAAGGUCCUGAAGCAAUACUUGGAAGCCCUGAAGACUCUGAGUUCUUCACUAAGCAAACAAGUGGCACAAUAUGACAUGUAUUCAAUGAUGGUGGGGUCUGUGAUCAUUAUGGAGGUUCUUCUGCUGCUUUUGCUUAGCAUUCCAAAAGCCCUGAGCAGCCAGGCAGUAUUUGAAGUGCCUCUCUCCCCUCCACUAUUCUCUCUGCUGUUUUACUUGAUGUGUCUGGUGCUUUGUGCAGUUCACGUCAUAAUAUGCACAUCGGCAAAAAGUUUAUGCUAUUUCUGCAGUAUGUCCUGGUUAAUGGCAGUUGGAGUAAUGAUGCUGAUUUCUGCACUCAUGUGUAUUAUUUUAUCUGCCAUUAUGAGGAUCUUUGAGAGUUCCAGACUUCCAGUGAAGAAUCCAAUUGUGUCCAGUUUCAGCUGGUCAGAAGUAGAUGUGCUGAUUCUGGCUGGUACAAUUGGCCAUGUUGUGAGUUUGGGGGCAAGCAGUUUCAUAGAAGAGGAACAUCAAACCUGGUAUUUCCUUACAACUACGCUUUGUUUGGUGCUGGGUCAGGAGCUUUGUAGAAAUAAUUUUCUUCUGAAUGAAUGUGACCCUCAACAUAGAACAACUAUGAAACAAAAUUUUGAUGCUGUCAAGAAAGCCUCUGAUUGCAAGAAUAUAGACAUUUCAGCAGCAGGUAAUUCAAAAUUGAGCAAGAACACCUCUUCAGCUGAAUUCAUAAAAGGAUCAGAUAAGUGGAUAAGUUUAGCAAGUCCAUGGAUCAUCCUUAUUUGCUGUCGGCUACUUCGAUCCUUGAAUCAAACAGGUGUCCAGUGGGCUCAUCGGCCAGACUUUGGACACUGGUUGACAAGCUCUGAACAUAAAUCUAUACUCUCCUUGUUGGCUGCAGUCUCCCUGCUUGCAAUCUUCUUUCUGGUUCAAAGAAGAUGCUCUCUUGUUUCGAAAAUUGCAAUGGCACUUGGGCUCCUGGGAGUCUACAGUUACCGGGCAGCUAUUGGAAAUGUCAUAUUUCCGUGGCAACAUGACAGCAAAGAUAUUUCAAAGGGGAUUACCGAAGCUCGUUUUGUUUAUGUCUUUAUUCUUGGCAUAGUCUUCACCGGAACUAAGGAUUUACUGAAGUCACAGUUUAUUUCUACAGACCCCAGUGUGAAGAGUACAGGAUUGUGGGAAGUGUAUAGUGGAUUGGUUCUACUAGCAGCCCUUCUGUUUAGACCUCAUAAUUUACCAGUCUUGGUGUUUUGUCUGCUGAUUCAGACAAUGAUGACAAAAUAUAUCUGGAGACCUUUGACAUUUGAUGCUGCACAGACUACUAUCAUGCACUACUGGUUUGGCCAAGCUUUCUUCUAUUUUCAGCUCUGGCUUGUCCACAUCUCACAACUCACCAAGCACUUCCCAGAAGUGUACUGUGUCUUUAUCAUUGCUACUUGCUCUUCAUAUGCAGUGAGAAUAGAAGGAAAUUCAAAUGGCAUUGCUACUGUGGAUGUUUCAGCAGGUUUUGUGGGACUAGAAAGCUAUGUGGAGAUACCAGCUAUUUUCUUUACAGUAUUUGCAACAUAUGCAGGACCUUUGCUUUGGGCCAUUCAUCUGCUGUACUACCUAAGUUCUGAAGUUAAAAGGAGUUCAACGGCAGUGGGUCACGGCUGCUUCUGCUACGCUUUAAUGCAUUCAAUUCCAGUUGCCAUCUACAUUGUUUUAGUAACAGUUCUGCGUUACCACCUGUUCAUAUGGAGCGUCUUCUCACCAAAACUGCUCUAUGAGGGAGUGCAUGUGUUCAUCACAGCUGCUAUCUGCCUGUUCUUCACAGCCAUGGAUCAGAAGCACUCUUAAAAAAUGCGAGAUGGAAAAUAAGUCUGUGGUAUGCAGUUCUGCAUUACAAUGUCUAGGGUGUCACUGGAAUGGAAGAAGGGAAAUUGUGGUUUUAAAUUGUUGUGCGGAAUUUGAAGGGUAACCUUGUUUAUUUUAGUCAAGAUCAGCAUCUGAAAGGCAUGUCCUGCUUUAAAACUGAGUUUGCUUUAAAAAUGUUGAAUAAACUGUUUAUGGGUAGCUUUUGUUCUAUAGCUGUCAUUAUAGCACUCUUGAAAUAACAGAAUGGCAAUAUUACGUGAUUUUAACUUAAAAACAUUCAUCAUAAUAUGAAUACAGACCAGUGUCUCAUAGGCACUGAAAAAAAUCUUUUGUACCUACAAUUUUUUUACUUUCCUAGACUGCAGAAUCCAAAAAGCAUGCAGAAUACUUUAGUGCUGUUGAGAAGGUCUUAUAUUCAUUAGCCUUGGGGAGGGUUGUUUAUUUUCUUCCUAGCAUGUGCAUUGAAAUGAUUAUGAAAUUAUUGAAUUAUUAUAUAAAUAUCCCAAGUAAGAUAUUGUGUUUCUUUGUUUCGCAUAGGCAUCAUUUCUAUUUAAAGGCAAUAUUUCCUUUGAAAGAUGAGUACAGUCAUUAUCUGUAAUGGAUUUCGAUCUGGAGUUCAGGCACUGGAUAAGAAAUGCUAAUGGGCUAACAAAGUAAUGAACCUUUUGUGAAGUCCAUUCCCUGUUAAAAUCUUGUUUCUCUUUAUUCAUGUAUAAACAUUAAAUCAAGUUGGUGGCAGCUGUGCUGAAUAUUUGAUCAUAUUUUGUAUUUUCCACACUAGGCUGGAGAGUUGUGAGCCAUGAGCAGGAAAUGGGUUUAAUGGGCUAAGUUACCCCCAGAACAAAAGCUGUGUUUGUGUUAUCUUCCCCCUAGUGACCAUCUAGCCACCACUCUUUAAUGUGUAAUGGAUUCCUAACACUGUUGUUUUCCUUGUUGAGAAGAUACACAUUGAUGACUGUCCUGAGAAUCAAUAUUCUUUAUGUGGGUUUUUUAUUUCUCUUGUAUUUUUGUCCAUGUUAGCAGCCAAUAGAUGUUAAUCUAAAUAUAUUACAGAUGUAGCAGAGGAGGAGCACACAGGGAGCUUUAACUUUUGUUAUAAAUCUGAAACUAAAAAGCUUUUAAGCCCUGUGCAGCUGACAGCAACAUCUGUUAGAAUCACAGGUAACACUUAUGUUAUCAAUGUAUGUUAUGUUUCUGAUAGACCACAUCUCAAAAAGUAGGACUUUAUUUUUUUGUAUAAAAUAAUAUAUAUUGUAUAUAUUAAUAAUAGGCCAUCUUGAUCACUAAUAAUGGAUUUUUUUUUUACUCUAAAUCAACAAAAUUUUCAUUAGGCUGGCCACAUAUUGCUGUUCACUUGGAGAAGAGACUGCUGGGUCUUAAUGUCAUUCACUGUGACCUGUUGGAAGUUUGAAAAUUAAAUACUUUUAAUAAAUUGUUGUUUGCUGCAAAUUAUGGGGCAUUUAAAA